Bradysia coprophila is the source of this 1921-nucleotide messenger RNA. Its product is annotated as integrin beta-PS-like. Gene Ontology annotation, molecular function: integrin binding; chitin binding. Gene Ontology annotation, biological process: cell-matrix adhesion; cell migration; cell-cell adhesion. The record is from RefSeq and is a predicted model, not a curated record. Gene Ontology annotation, cellular component: extracellular region; focal adhesion; cell surface. NCBI's taxonomy places the organism in Eukaryota, Metazoa, Arthropoda, Insecta, Diptera, Sciaridae.
CAGUUUUGCUCGGAGUGAAACUUACAUAUUAAACAUAAAAUUGAUCAGCCUCUCCGAAUGACAAUCAUAGAUUAUCGGACCGUCUUGUCAUGAAUUUACUUGUUCGGCUUAUCACUUGCAUUUUAAUCUACGAUGCGGGAAACCUAAUUUCCGCCACUGACUUGGUAUGUCCCCUUGAAGCCAGUAACAUACCCAAUCCUGAAGACUGUGGUUCUUACUACCGAUGUGCACCGAACGCUGAACCAAUUCCAGAAGAUUGUCCAUCUGGUCUUGCUUUCAAUGCAAUAACACAACGGUGUGACUACUCGUUCAACGUCGAUUGUCAUACCUUCGCAUGUCAUAAAUACAACAAUAUAGACGCUUGUCUUACUUCACCAAACAAUUGUUCAUUUUGCUGUGAUCACAUGGGUGACGAUGUACCUCAGUGUAAUACGUACGACAAUUUGCUUAACGAUGGAUGUCGAUCAUUCGAUCAGUACCAGUAUGACAAGACUGUCGAACCGAAUACAACGUGCGUUACUCUACCGCCAGGUCCACCUGUGAUCUGCGACCUUGAAGACAUUCGCUUACCAAAUCCAGCGGAUUGUGGUUCCUUCUACCUAUGCAAUCCGAACGGUGUACCAACUUUAAUCGAUUGUCCACUUCUUCCUGACGGAAAUUCAAUGGUUUUCAAUCCAGAGCUUCAAGUGUGCGACUGGCCCCAAAAUGUCGACUGCAAGAUCUUCGCAUGCCAUAAGUACAACAAUAUAGACACUUGUCUUAGUUCACCGAAUAAUUGUACGCUUUGCUGCGAUGAUGUUGCUGAAGGUAUACCUCGGUGUAAUACGUACGACAAAUUAUCUGAAGAGGGAUGUCGAUCAUUCGAUCAGUCCCACUAUGAUAAAUCGGUCGAGCCGAAUACGACGUGCGUUAUCUUAACUCCGGGUCAAAAAAGAAAUAUUUCGGUUACAUUCACCUUGGAGAAGCAUCCGUUAGACUUUUACUUUCUGAUGGAUACCACCGGUUCGAUGACCGAUGACAAAGAUAAUCUUGUUACGCUCAGUUCGAGCUUCCUGGAAACGCUUAACAAUUUGACCAACGAUUUUCAUAUUGGCUUCGGAACGUUCAAGGACAAACCGGUGUUUCCUUCAAACCCCGAUGAUUACAGUUUCCGCAACGAUAUGCGCUUAACGUCCCAAAUCGGUAAUUUCUUGCAGCAAAUCGAAGAUGUAGACAUUAGCGGGGGCGGUGGCGAUGGACCAGAAUCUUGUGGUGACGCUUUAACUCAAGUCGUGGAAUGUUAUGGACAAAUUGGUUGGAGGGACAAUACUAGACGCGUUGUCUUAGUAGCUACGGAUGAUAUUUUUCAUGAGGAGGAAUGGGCUCUUCAAUUCAACAUUACUAAACCGUACGUGGACGGUUGUUACCUGGACGCUGACGGUUACUACACUGAAGUAUUAACAAUGAAUUUCCCAUCGGUCGCACAAAUUGCCUCAGCUUAUUCUAAGACACCGGUUACAACUACAGUCAUUUUUGCAACAGCCAGAUACGCAUGGUGGUGGGAAGGUGUAGCUUCGCACUUCAAAUCUGCAUACGUUGCCGAGUUAGCCCUUGACUCAUCAAAUAUUGUGGAGCUGAUAAAAAAUGAAUUUGCUCGUAUUGACUCGAGAUUCGAAAUCGAAACGAAUGUGCUGACCGACACCGUUCACUUCAAAUAUUUCUCCAGUUGUAUGGGCUCCGACGAAGAGGAGACUGCUAUUUGUGAGAAUAUGCCGCCAGAAGGUGAAGUGAGCUUUACUGUCGAAAUCGAUUUGCCUGAGUGUCCGGUCGAUGCCGAUGAUACUGAACCGAUCGAUUUUAGGCCUGUCGGUUUGCCUGUAUCCCAUGAAGUACAAUUGAGUUUUUUGUGUGACGAUGCUAAAUAAAAUUGUUGGAAAUUGUU